CAAAGUGAGCCUAGGCCAGGCAGAUCACGAAGCCACUAUCUUCAGUGCUAAUUUGCCUGCCAUACGUCCCCGUGCUCUUAGAUCGGUUGAAUCAUAACAAAUUCGUACCAUGCAUUAAACCCCACCCAGAAUCUCGGUUGAGAUCUCAAUACUCGCGUCGCCAUUCAAGAUAUAUCAUUCAGUUUACAUCCGCGACAACGCCUUGAUCUCACAUUUGGGUCCUUCCUCGAUUGCCUGUUUAGGCCUACAUCCGAGUCCUCGACUCGAGAGGAUAUAUCUAAACCACCCCGCCAUCAAGUGCUUGAAAUAGCCCCGGAGAUAGCUCGAGAAUAAUUGUCAAUAUGCUAGCAAAGGCCACAUACAACCCAUUGGGCCUGCAAUCUACGCAGACCCCAACGACCUCCUAUUAUACGGGCCCGUCGCAGAAAACCGCUGCCCUUGGUGAUUCGCAGAGUGGCAUGCUGUUUACGAGUCCGACAGAGUCAGAGUUUUCGGAAAAGCCCGAUGGCCUUGACGCCGUACGGUCUUGGGAUGAGAAGCAGGUCAUUGCCUGGCUUCAUAGCAUAAACUGUGGUCAAUACGAAGCUUUGUUCAAAGCGAACAAUGUCAACGGCAACAAUCUGAUCGAAUGUGAUCAGAAAAUCCUGCAAGAGAUGGGCAUAAAGAAAAUUGGUGACCGCGUGCGCAUCUUCGUCGCCAUCAAGCAAUUGCGAAACAAGUCUGUCCUCAACAGAAAGCAAAGAACAAUGAAUCAAUUGGCUGCUCUCGAAGCCGUAUCUUACACAACCGCCUCGUCCGGGCCAUCCCGCCAAUCCAAUCAGCGGCCAACGACAGGUACACGUCGUAUGUCUCGCGCAGCUGAGAGUAGCUCGCAUAAUUACUCUGCCGGCCGGUCGUCAUCGCGACCCGGAUCGCCAUUACGCGCUCAACAGUAUGCCGCAAGCAGCCCGAUGGACACAGGGCGGAAGGAACAGGGACCAGGCUACUUCAGCCAUCAGUCAUCUGCUGGGUCGAUGACCAGCCGAAAACCAGGCACUCCCAGUGAAAAUGGUCACAGUAAUCGGAAUGGCUCACACUUGAGACAGAAUCCCAGUCUCGACGGCUUGACGAUGGGACAGUUGCCAAACUCGCCUGUCAUCAGAGUGAUAUACACCGGUGGUCAGACCAAAGUGCUGGACAUCAAACAUUGCAAAACCGCAGAUGAAAUUAUCCUGUGUGUGCUGAAGAAGCUACAGCUUCCGGAGCAUCAGUAUCGCAACUAUUGCUUUUAUGUGAUGGAUGGCUUGGAGCCCGAUCCCUCGAAUUGCAGAAGACUUGCCGACCAUGAACUCAUGGAAAUAUGCGAAAGCAGUCACAGGCCAGAGCGUGGCCGUCUUAUCCUUCGCAAAAUUCAUGCUGGGGAACCAGAUACCGAUGAGCUUCGUCGGGCUUCUCAACUAGCGGUAGAUGAAAGCCAAGUUGCUCACAUGAACGCUUUGAGCAGUUCCAAUGUGCGCAACCAACUCAAAAUCCAGCAGCUGACUGGAGAGUCGUGGCUCAACAUCCGACAGCCGAUGUCUCCGGUCUCAUCCCGACAAAAUCAAGCACCGAGUGAGCACGAACUGCGGUCAGUUAGUUUGGAACGCCCAUCUCCCUCUGCUGCCAAAUUGCGGUCGUUCUUCGGUGCUCGUCCCCCAAGUGAGAUGAUCAUACACGAGAUCACAUCGUACUUCCCUAGUCAUCAUCGGGAGGAUAUCGAGAAGACAAUGCGAAUGUCGGUUCGGAGGUCACAGCGCUUGAGCCGUGCAGCAAGUCGCCUGAGUGUCGUCAGCAAUACCAGCUAUGCAUCUAGUCUCAGGGACGCGCCUCCAAUGCCGAGCAUUGCAGAUACUUGGCUUAAUGCUGGAGGAACACCGACCCGUGCGUCGAGACCUCUGUCUGUAUCGAAAUUCAGCCUCCCGUCAAUGAGCUACAGGGACUCAAUUGCUUCGAGCUCCUUGCAACCGCUUCAAGAAGAGUCGCCGAUCGAGCCGAACCGCAAGUCAUAUGUUUCUUUUGAUAGUGGUUCUGAUGACCCUACAACAUCCCGUCAUAGUCUUCUCGAUGAGAACGCAAGCGUUGCUGCAACUGACGGUGGUUCGCUUAAUGAACGACUGAGCAUUCUGGUGGCUGAAGAUGGAGAAGAGGAGGAUGAUGGCCUCAACGACUUUUUGGCUGGAAACAACUUCGCUCCAAAGAACUGGAUGAAGGGUUCAUUGAUUGGGGAGGGCUCCUUCGGCAGUGUCUUCCUCGCGCUUCAUGCGAUUACGGGAGAGCUUAUGGCUGUGAAACAAGUGGAGAUUCCCUCUGCGACAAAGGGCACGGAAUUUGACAAGCGCAAGAACAGCAUGGUCACCGCGCUCAAGCAUGAGAUUGAACUUCUCCAAGGAAUGCAUCAUCCAAAUAUUGUGCAGUAUCUUGGCACUGCCGCAGAUGAUCAGUAUCUGAACAUUUUCUUGGAGUAUGUGCCCGGAGGGUCUAUUGCUACUAUGCUCAAGCAGUACAAUACCUUCCAGGAGCCUUUGAUCAAGAAUUUUGUUAGGCAGAUUUUGGCGGGGUUGUCCUACCUUCACAGUUGUGACAUUAUUCAUCGUGAUAUCAAGGGUGCCAACAUCCUCGUCGACAAUAAAGGAGGCAUCAAGAUUUCCGAUUUUGGUAUCUCGAAACGGGUGGAAGCCUCGACUCUCCUCGGCGCUCGUGCCAGUGGUACAGGCGGUGGACACCUGCACCGCCCCUCACUGCAAGGUAGUGUCUACUGGAUGGCACCGGAGGUGGUCCGUCAGACGGCGCAUACGAAGAAGGCUGACAUCUGGAGUCUGGGAUGUCUGGUGGUUGAAAUGUUUAUUGGAGCUCACCCGUUCCCCGACUGCAGUCAACUGCAAGCCAUUUUCGCCAUCGGCAGCAACAAAGCCCGGCCACCAGCACCAGAGCAUGCUAGUCCAGAGGCCGUGGACUUCCUGGACCAGACCUUCCAAGUCGAUUAUGAGCAGAGGCCAUCAGCAGACGAGUUGCUGACUUGUCCGUUCCUGAAGACUCCUCUUGCUGGCUAAUUUCCUGGUAAGGCUCGAGUACCACCAGCCCCUUGGCGCUCUGGUUUUCCCUUCAAUUUCACCGGUCGAAUUUUGAUAUUUUAAUACCCAUUUGUUCUGCGUGGACGUCGUUUUUUUUUUAUCAAUUGCAUACUUGGGUCUGCUUUGUUCUUUUUGCAAUUUC
This is a messenger RNA of Aspergillus saccharolyticus JOP 1030-1, 3231 nucleotides long. RefSeq names its product STE11 family mitogen-activated protein kinase kinase kinase. Gene Ontology annotation, biological process: protein phosphorylation; signal transduction. The transcript has 5 exons. Bases 342 to 3068 code for a protein of 908 amino acids. Lineage: Eukaryota; Fungi; Ascomycota; Eurotiomycetes; Eurotiales; Aspergillaceae. Gene Ontology annotation, molecular function: protein kinase activity; protein binding; ATP binding. The record is from RefSeq and is a predicted model, not a curated record.